CGUUUCAUCACUCCCCUAAUUCAUCAGUACUUCAAAGAUCUUUCCUCAUAAAUUCGCUAUAGAUAUCUUCAUAAAACCGCUCUGAUACUUGCUAGUUACAAGGACGUUGAAUCGUUUGUUUCCGAUUGCUUUCUUUACGCCGUUGGAUCAUAAUUCAAGGUUUUUAGGUGGUAUUACCAGACAUGAAUCCUGACAAAUUCACCCACAAGACAAAUGAAGCGUUGGCUUCAGGUCAUGAACUCGCAAUGGAUGCUGGACAUGCACAAUUUACACCGCUACAUAUUGCUGCUGCUUUAAUCUCCGACCGUAAUGGCAUAUUCCGGCAAGCAAUGAACAAUGCCGGCGGUGAAGAGGCAGGUAAUUCGGCCGAGAGGGUUUUCAAUCAAGCAUUGAAGAAACUCCCGUCGCAGUCCCCUGCUCCUGAUGAAGUCCCAGCAAGUACUUCUCUAAUCAAGACCAUUCGUCGUGCCCAAUCUUUACAAAAAUCCCGCGGCGACACCCAUUUGGCAGUGGAUCAAUUGAUUUUGGGUCUUCUUGAAGAUUCCCAAAUCGGUGUUCUUUUGAAGGAAGCUGGAGUUGGUACAUCACGGGUGAAAGGUGAGGUAGAAAAGCUUCGAGGUAAAGAGGGAAAGAAGGUUGAAAGUGCUUCCGGAGAUACUAAUUUUCAGGCUCUCAAAACCUACGGUCGUGAUCUUGUGGAGCAAGCUGGGAAGCUUGAUCCUGUAAUUGGACGAGAUGAGGAAAUUAGAAGAGUGAUUAGGAUUCUAUCGAGAAGGACCAAGAACAAUCCUGUUCUUAUUGGGGAACCUGGAGUGGGCAAAACAGCAGUUGUUGAAGGAUUAGCUCAGAGGAUUUUGAGAGGUGAUGUUCCAAGUAACCUUGCUGAGGUUCGAGUUAUUGCAUUGGAUAUGGGGGCAUUGAUCGCCGGUGCUAAGUAUAGAGGGGAGUUCGAGGAGAGGCUGAAAGCAGUUUUGAAAGAGGUUGAAGAUGCUCAAGGGAAGGUGAUAUUAUUCAUAGAUGAAAUCCAUCUUGUACUUGGGGCUGGUCGAACCGAGGGUUCGAUGGAUGCUGCUAAUCUUUUCAAGCCUAUGCUGGCUAGAGGUCAACUCCGGUGCAUUGGUGCAACUACUUUGGAGGAAUACCGAAAGUAUGUGGAGAAAGACGCAGCCUUCGAGAGGCGAUUUCAACAGGUUUUGGUGGCUGAACCUAGUGUUCCUGACACCGUAAGUAUUCUUAGAGGAUUAAAAGAGAGGUAUGAAGGCCAUCAUGGUGUUCGAAUUCUUGAUCGUGCUCUUGUGGUUGCUGCUCAACUUUCGAGUCGAUACAUAACUGCACGUUUCUUGCCCGAUAAGGCUAUUGAUCUUGUGGAUGAAGCAUGCGCAAAUGUUAGAGUACAACUUGAUAGCCAACCCGAAGAAAUCGAUAACCUUGAGAGGAAGAGAAUGCAGUUAGAGGUUGAACUUCAUGCCUUGGAGAAGGAAAAAGACAAAGCAAGCAAAGCUCGGCUUGUUGAAGUGAAGAAAGAGCUUGAUAAUUUGAGGGAUAAACUUCAGCCAUUGAUGAUGAAAUACAAAAAAGAAAAAGAAAGGAUCGAUGAAAUCCGCAGGCUGAAACAGAAAAGGGAAGAGCUUUUGGUGGCACUCCAAGAAGCAGAAAGAAGAUAUGAUUUGGCUAGAGCUGCAGACUUGAAAUUUGGAGCAGUUCAAGAAGUGGAGACUGCUAUAGCAAGGCUUGAAGGUACUACGGAUGAGAAUGUUAUGCUGACGGAGACGGUGGGACCUGAUCAGAUUGCCGAGGUGGUGAGUCGAUGGACCGGCAUACCGGUUACCAGGCUCGGGACCAACGAGAAGGAGAGGCUUAUUGGGCUAGCCGAUAGGUUGCAUGUGCGGGUUGUAGGCCAAGAUCAGGCAGUUGGUGCUGUGUCUGAGGCAGUGCUGAGGUCUCGAGCUGGUUUGGGGAGAGCUCAGCAGCCAACUGGCUCGUUCCUCUUCUUGGGCCCCACGGGUGUUGGGAAGACAGAGCUUGCCAAGGCUCUUGCUGAGCAGCUAUUUGAUGAUGAAAAGCUUAUGAUCAGAAUCGAUAUGUCCGAGUAUAUGGAGCAGCAUUCGGUGGCCCGCUUAAUCGGUGCUCCACCGGGGUAUGUCGGUCAUGAAGAAGGUGGUCAGCUCACUGAAGCUGUGAGGAGAAGACCUUACAGUGUUGUAUUGUUCGAUGAAGUAGAGAAAGCUCAUCAAUCGGUAUUCAAUACGCUGCUUCAAAUGUUGGAUGAUGGAAGGUUGACCGACGGCCAAGGUCGUACCGUUGACUUCACAAACACUGUCAUUAUUAUGACCUCCAAUCUCGGGGCGGAAUAUCUGUUAAAGGGGUUAUCUGGGAAGACGACAAUGGACAGUGCUCGUGAAAUGGUGAUGCAAGAGGUGAGGCGGCAUUUCAAACCAGAGUUGCUAAACAGGCUGGAUGAGAUUGUGGUUUUCGAUCCCCUUUCUCAUGAGCAGUUGAGAAAAGUUGCUAGACUUCAGUUGAAAGAUGUGGCCAUCCGCCUUGCAGAAAGGGGUGUUGCUUUGGGGGUUACAGAAGCAGCAUUAGAUGUUAUACUUAACGAGAGUUAUGAUCCGGUGUAUGGAGCGAGGCCAAUUCGGAGAUGGUUGGAGAGGAGGGUGGUGACGGAGCUAUCAAAGAUGUUGAUCAGAGAAGAAAUCGACGAGAACUCAACUGUGUACAUAGAUGCGGGCGCGAAUGGGGAAGAACUGAGUUACAGGACGGAGAAGAAUGGUGGAGUGGUGAAUGCUGCAACAGGGCAGAAGUCUGAUAUUCUUAUACAAGUGCCGGCAAAUGGGGAAGCUCGCAGUGAUGCUGCACAAGCUGUCAAGAGGAUGAAGAUUGAGGAGGUAGAUGAUGAUGAUGAGAUGGAUGAAUGAAUAAGGAAGAUAUUCACAUAUAAAUGAAAUGUAAAUACAUGAGAGUUUUGAGAUGCAAGCUGAAGGUUUGACUAGUUGUGUGUUGGUUCAAGGACUUGUUCAACAUUGGUUGGUGUAAUGAAUUCAAGUCUACAAUAAACCCCUUAGCCAUUUAUGUA
Cynara cardunculus var. scolymus (artichoke) is the source of this 3076-nucleotide messenger RNA. Its product is annotated as chaperone protein ClpB1. Gene Ontology annotation, molecular function: ATP binding; ATP hydrolysis activity. NCBI's taxonomy places the organism in Eukaryota, Viridiplantae, Streptophyta, Magnoliopsida, Asterales, Asteraceae. The transcript has 7 exons. The coding region runs from base 183 to 2918 and encodes 911 amino acids. Gene Ontology annotation, cellular component: cytoplasm. Gene Ontology annotation, biological process: cellular response to heat. The record is from RefSeq and is a predicted model, not a curated record.